AUGAUUCUCACUCCGCAGCGAUUAAUACGGUUAUCCAAUGCCCCACGACUGGGCAAUAUGUGGUAUCUGAUAGCGACGGUCACGCUGACAGUCUGCAACCAGCCCCAAGAGAUCCCUACAUUGUACCACUACGCUCUCCACGUGAAUAACGGGCUGGGCAAGCCGUCCGAGGAGCUGUAUCACCGCGUGGUGCAAACGAUCGAAUCUGUCUCGGCCGACAUCAACAGCUGUCCGUACGAGAUCAAGUCCGGGAUGAAGCUGUCUGAUAAAUUCAGAGAAAGCAUUCUCAAGACGGCUGCGUUGAGCGGAUUGCCUAAAGCCAUCAACUCUCUAAUGAUCUUGAGAGAAACUACGCCCAAACCUCUGCGUGCGACCGGCGAUGUGAAACGACAAUCCAUUGAAUCGUUUGCAGAUUACGAGGCAGAACAGGACCGGGGGAUAAAGUUCUGGAAAACCAUCUACAGCAAGAUAAGCGGACGUGUCAUCAACCAGAUGAGCUCGUCAUAUCCAGAUCUAUGGACAUAUACCAUCCAGCAUGUCUAUUCGCCUCUACUGUCGUUUUCAGAUGUGCUGACUCCACAGGAAACCUCUAUGAUUGUGAUAUCGUGUCUUAUCCCGCAAGACGUGAACCCGCAGCUCAAGGGUCAUCUGAAAGGCGCGCUGAACCUAGGCCUGGAUCUGGAAACGGUGAGGGAGUGUCGUGAGUUGGCCAUCGAGAUCAGCAAAUGGUGCGGCAUGGUGUGGAAAGCAGACGUUGCCAAGCUCUAG
This is a messenger RNA of Ogataea polymorpha, 768 nucleotides long. RefSeq lists its product as uncharacterized. The record is from RefSeq and is a predicted model, not a curated record. The coding region runs from base 1 to 768 and encodes 255 amino acids. Lineage: Eukaryota; Fungi; Ascomycota; Pichiomycetes; Pichiales; Pichiaceae. The transcript has a single exon.